GCUAGCAGCAUUAGCAAGGUGCAAGCUAGCAUUUAGCUGGAAGACGGUAGUGUGGUCGUGUCUCGUGUGAAUGUUCAAGUAGUGGACGGAGCAGUGAUGUCUUCGGUCCAGUAUUUGAGAGAGUUCAUCAGCGAGCGACUAACAGCUGCUGCUGAGGAGAUAUUCACGGUCUUUGAAAAAACCAUCGUCCAGUACGAAGAAGAGGUCGAUCGUCAGCGCAGACUGCUGGAGACCGUUUUGAAACCUGAAAUAAAGCUGCACAGGAUCGAGCUCCCCCAGCAGCAUGUCUGUAAGGAGGAGGAGGUUCUCACUGACCAGCAGCUCUGUCCCCAGGAGAGGAACUCCAGUCUGGACCAAGAGGAACAAGAACCUCCACAGAUUAAAGAGGAACAGGAGGAAAUGUGCACCAGUCAGGAGGGAGAGCAUCUCGUACUGAAGCAGGAGACUGAAACCUGCAUGUUGACUCCUCAUUGUGAGGAGAGUGACCAUAGAGAACCAGAGGGUGAGCACCAGCUCCUCUCUCACAACUCUCCUUUAGCUGAGAGCCAAGAUCAGAACAGAAGAAGACAUAUGGAUUCAGUAUCAACAGCAAAUGAAGAACCAAACCCACUGAAGAGUUUUCAUGAAAACAAAAAUCACAGAAACAAUCUGGACACCUCUCCGAUGUCAAAGAUUUACUCUAACACUCACACAGGUAAAAAGUCUUUCAAAUGUGACAGUUGUGGAAAAACUUAUGUUCAUGAGUAUAAUUUGAAAGUUCAUCUGAGAACACAUACGGGUGAAAAAAAGUAUUUAUGUAAAAUAUGUAGGAAUAGCUUUGGACGUAGUGAUGAAUUGAAAGUCCACAUGAGAAUUCACACUGGUGAGAUGCCAUUUUCGUGCAAAAUAUGUCAGAAACAUUUUGUAAGUAGUAGUAAAUUGAAAAUCCAUGUUAGAAUUCACACUGGUGUGAAACCAUAUCCUUGCCAAACAUGUGGCAAAUGUUUUGUAAAUAAUGGUAAUUUGAAAGUCCAUUUGAGAACACACACUGGUGAAAAACCGUAUUUAUGCAAAAUAUGUCAGAAAAGGUUUGUGAAAAGGGGUGAUUUGAAAGUUCAUGUGAGAAUUCACACGGGUGAGAAGCCAUAUUCUUGCCAAAUAUGUGGGAAAAGGUUUGGACGUAGUGAUAAGUUGAGAGUCCACAUGAGAAUUCACACUGGUGAGAAGCCAUAUUGUUGCCAAACAUGUGGUAAAUGUUUUGUAAGUAGUAGUUCAUUGAAAGUCCACAUGAGAAUUCACACUGGUGAGAAGCCAUAUUGUUGCCUAACAUGUGGUAAAUGUUUUGUAAGUAGUAGUAAAUUGAAACUCCACAUGAGAAUUCACACUGGUGAGAAGCCAUUUUCGUGCUAAAUAUGUCAGAAAGGUUUUCUAAGGAUUUCUGAUUUGAAGGUUCACAUGAAAAUUCACACUGCUGAGAAGCCAUAUUCCUGCCAAACAUGUGGAUAAAGGUUUCGACUUCAUGAUAGAUUGAGAAUCAGUAUGCGGAUUCACACAGGUGAGAAAUCAUAUUCUUGUAAAGUAUGUCAGAAAUCUUUUCUGAAAAGUGGUAAUUUGAAAGUCCAUGUGAGGAGUCACACUGGUGAGAAGCCUUUUUUGUGCAAAAUAUGUCAGAAAGGUUUUGUAAUGAGUAGUGAUUUGAAGGUUCAUAUGACAAUUCACACUGGUGAGAAGCCAUAUUCUUGCUAAACGUGGGAAAAUGGUUGAGACGACGUGAUGAAUUGAGAAUCCAUAUGCUAAUUCACACAGGUGAAGAAAUAUUCUUGUAAAAUAUGUCAGAAAUGUUUUGUGAAAAGUGGUAAUUUGAUAGUCCACAUGAGAAUUCAUACUGGUGAGAAACCAUAUUCUUGCCAAACAUGUGGGAAAAGCUUUGGACGUCAUGAUGAAUUGAAAGUCCGCAUUAGAACUCAAAUUGAGAAGCCAUAUUGUUGCCAAACAUAUGGUAAAUGCUUUUUAGGUAGUGACAGUCUUAAAGUCCACAUGAGGAGUCACACAGGUGAGAAGCAAUUUUCUAACCGAAGAUGUGCAUUGAAUGUUCACAUGAGAACUCAGACUGGGGAGGAGCCUGCAACUCGUGAUAAAAGCCUCUCUUAGUUUACAGACAUGAAAAUUCAUUUAAACUUUUAUACAGGUAAACAUUUGUGUUUACAAAACACUGAUGUAUAUAAGUUUAGUAUUGUUGAAGAUGAUAAAUGAUCUGAGGCUGUCCAGCCAUCCUGCAACUACGGUCUUUUCACAAACAUGUCUUUUGAUUUAAUGUAUUUUUUUUCAUUCUUACAUCACAUUGAUAACGUUUUUACUUUUUCAGUCUGCAGAGGUGAAAAUGUAAUAUUUAAAUUAUUGUUGUAAUUAAAAUAUUUCUUUCACUA
This is a messenger RNA of Platichthys flesus (European flounder), 2405 nucleotides long. Its product is annotated as zinc finger protein 664-like. Gene Ontology annotation, molecular function: RNA polymerase II cis-regulatory region sequence-specific DNA binding; DNA-binding transcription factor activity, RNA polymerase II-specific. Gene Ontology annotation, biological process: regulation of transcription by RNA polymerase II. Gene Ontology annotation, cellular component: nucleus. Lineage: Eukaryota; Metazoa; Chordata; Actinopteri; Pleuronectiformes; Pleuronectidae. Bases 97 to 1389 code for a protein of 430 amino acids. The transcript is spliced from 2 exons. The record is from RefSeq and is a predicted model, not a curated record.